This is a messenger RNA of Closterium sp. Naga37s-1, 1218 nucleotides long. The record is from the annotation of a GenBank genome assembly. NCBI's taxonomy places the organism in Eukaryota, Viridiplantae, Streptophyta, Zygnematophyceae, Desmidiales, Closteriaceae.
AUGCCGGGCAUGCGCUGUGACAAAUGGGAGUACGAGAAAGAGAAGUACCGAGUAAGCCUUUCCGCAAUCCCUUUUCCCGCUACCAAUUCCUCCCCAUUACCAAUUCCCACCUCCCUGCUUCCCCUUCCCGCUCCCCAUUACCCCUUCCCGCCUCCCCGUUUCCCCAUCCCGCUCCCCAUCUCCCCUUCCCGCCUCCCCAUCACUCAUUUCUUUGAACCAUUUUCGUCCUUCCACCUCCUAUGCAUCUCCUUUCCCUACCUAUGCAUCAGCUAUCCCUACCUAUUCAUCUCUCUUCCUUGCCUUCGCAUCAACCCUCCAUGCCUCGCAACCAUCUCUCCCGCAUCCCCUACUUGCCUUCGCCUACCCUUCCUUCCCCCGCCAUACCCUUCCAUCUCCAGCGAUACUCUCCCAUCCCAUCCCCUUCAAACCCCUCUCAUCCCAUCCCCUUCAAACCCCUCUCAUCCCAUCCCCUUCAAACCCCUCUCAUCCCAUCCCCUUCAAACCCCUCUCAUCCCAUCCCCUUCAAACCCCUCUCAUCCCAUCCCCUUCAAACCCCUCUCAUCCCAUCCCCUUCAAACCCCUCUCAUCCCAUCCCCUUCAAACCCCUCUCAUCCCAUCCCCUUCAAACCCCUCUCAUCCCAUCCCCUUCAAACCCCUCUCAUCCCAUCCCCUUCAAACCCCUCUCAUCCCAUCCCCUUCAAACCCCUCUCAUCCCAUCCCCUUCAAACCCCUCUCAUCCCAUCCCCUUCAAACCCCUCUCAUCCCAUCCCCUUCAAACCCCUCUCAUCCCAUCCCCUUCAAACCCCUCUCAUCCCAUCCCCUUCAAACCCCUCUCAUCCCAUCCCCUUCAAACCCCUCUCAUCCCAUCCCCUUCAAACCCCUCUCAUCCCAUCCCCUUCAAACCCCUCUCAUCCCAUCCCCUUCAAACCCCUCUCAUCCCAUCCCCUUCAAACCCCUCUCAUCCCAUCCCCUUCAAACCCCUCUCAUCCCAUCCCCUUCAAACCCCUCUCAUCCCAUCCCCUUCAAACCCCUCUCAUCCCAUCCCCUUCAAACCCCUCUCAUCCCAUCCCCUUCAAACCCCUCUCAUCCCAUCCCCUUCAAGCCCCUCUCAUCCCAUCCCCUUCCAGCCCCUCUCAUCCCAUCCCCUUCCAGCCCCUCUCAUCCCAUCCCCUUCCAGCCCCUUCGAUCCUCUUUCAGUCCCUCCCACCCCGGCAAUAA